Molecule: messenger RNA, 1097 nt
Organism: Brassica napus (rape)
Lineage: Eukaryota; Viridiplantae; Streptophyta; Magnoliopsida; Brassicales; Brassicaceae
Product: disease resistance protein ADR2-like
Exons: 2
Coding region: 333-1010 (225 amino acids)
Biological process (GO): signal transduction
Molecular function (GO): calcium ion binding
Source: RefSeq, a predicted model, not a curated record
AUCCAUAUAAAAACUAGUUGUCAGUUUACAGACCGAGUUUUAUAGGGAGCACGAGGGUGGAAGGAAGAAUAGUUGAUCUUAGAUGUAUUAAAAAGGUGAUUGUUUAAUUUUUACAAACUUUUAUGAGUCAGCAAUGGAUUCUGUGGAAAUAAACCAGUGGUCCCGUACAGUCUCACUCAAAGUCCCUUGAAAUUUCCUCUUCUCUUUACGUGUAUUUGCUCAUAUAUAUAUGAACAAGGGACUUGUUGUUUCCUCAACCACUCUCAUACUUUUUUUUUUUUUUUGAAACUUAACCACUCUCAUACUUUCUUCAAACUUAAUUUUUUUGCUCUAUGUCUCUCAUGGCGACUUCUUCUUCUUCCUUGCCUCAUGUUGUCUUCCCGAGCUUCCACGGGCCAGAUGUUCGUAGUGGAAUCCUCAGUCAUUUACGCAAUGUCUUUGCAAGGAAAGGAAUCACGAUGUUCAAUGAUAAUGACAUCGAAAGAGGCCAUACGAUUGGAUCUAAACUCGUGGAAGCCAUUACAAAAGCGGAAGUGUCAAUUGUUUUGCUCUCGAAGAAUUACGCUUCUUCAAUAUGGUGUUUAGGUGAAUUGCUUGAAAUCUUGAAGUGCAAAGAAGCUUCGGAGCUGAUCGUGAUACCGAUUUUCUAUGACGUUGAUCCGUCGGAUGUACGGAUUCAGACGGGAGACUUUGGCAUCGCAUUCAAGAAAACAUGUGAAGGUGUAACAGAGAAACAGAAGCAGAGAUGGAUCCAAGCUUUGACACGUGUAGCAAACAUAGCUGGAGAACACUCGCGUAUCUGGACUGAUGAAGCUGCGAUGCUCGAAAAAAUUUCCAGUCAUGUGUUGAAACAACUGAAAGUGAAAAAGCUAUGGGAAGAAUUUAGGAUUCGUGAUGUAGACCAAAAUCAUUACAUAACUGUACAAGAGCUUCACUAUGCGAUGACUCAGUUGUGGAGUUUCAAUAAUUUAAUAAUUUUCUAUUUUUUUCCUUCGUUAGGGAUAUUAUAGAAAAAGUUGUGAUGAUCGGAAAUUUUCCCACUGAUGUUACACUGGAAUGGGAGGAAAAGAAAGAAAUGAAUCACACUUAUAGACCUA